Camellia sinensis is the source of this 540-nucleotide messenger RNA. Lineage: Eukaryota; Viridiplantae; Streptophyta; Magnoliopsida; Ericales; Theaceae. The record is from RefSeq and is a predicted model, not a curated record.
AUGGAUGGAAAUAAUUCCGAUGACAACCAAGAUACAAAAAUGUGGACGCCCAGAAUUGAAACGAAAUUAAUAAAUAUGUUGAGAGAUAAGGUUAGUAAAAAUCAAACAACGGGCCGUACUACUUCGUGGACAAUUAGGCAUUGGAAUCAUUAUGCAAAUCAGUUGCACAACAUGUAUGGAUUUCGGUAUACAGGAAAGCAGGUGCGCCAAAAAUAUCAGCGAUUGAAAGCUGAUUACCAGACAUUUAAGCGACUUCAGGCACAGACUGGUCUGGGAUGGGAUCCAAUUGUAGGCACUGUUGUUACACUCGAUGAAUUUUGGGAUAAGGCCAACAGAAAUGUGAAGAAGUUUAGGACAAAAGGAUUUGAAUAUUUUCAAGAAAUGGCAGAAAUUGUUGAAAAUUGUUGUGCCACAAGGGCCUUAUCUCGUGCAUCCACACAAGGAGCCCUUGACUCAGAAGAAAAAGAUGACAUGUUAAAUAAAUUUUGGAACCCUGAUGUUGGUAGGAGUAAUGCUGGUGGGAGUAAUGCUGCCUGUUGA